Messenger RNA from Argentina anserina (silverweed cinquefoil), 1507 nucleotides. Its product is annotated as RHOMBOID-like protein 1. The record is from RefSeq and is a predicted model, not a curated record. Bases 156 to 1334 code for a protein of 392 amino acids. Gene Ontology annotation, molecular function: serine-type endopeptidase activity. The transcript has 6 exons. Gene Ontology annotation, biological process: proteolysis. NCBI's taxonomy places the organism in Eukaryota, Viridiplantae, Streptophyta, Magnoliopsida, Rosales, Rosaceae. Gene Ontology annotation, cellular component: membrane.
CCUAAAGAAUCGCGGCCGCCAUCUCCCUGUCGGCAACGGCAACACGACGCAGCUCAACUACUGCUUCCCCCCAUUGACCCUCUCAACUCAUUUCUCGUCUUCCCAAAACAACUGAAGCCUUUCAUCACCUCAACAUUAUUCGAUCACUUCCAAUAAUGGCGGCAGUCGGCCACUCUCGAUCAGGCUCCCAGUCCCAGCAGCCGCGCCUCAACUCCCGGCGCCACUACAACGUCGUGCACCCGGUUGACGUUGAGACGCCUCCUCUGACUUCUCCCGCGCCGGCGACUCCCACCGUGUUCCGGGAAGUCAAGCACUUCAAGAAAUGGGUUGUGUGGUUGAUUCCUACCUUUGUUGUCGUCAAUGUGAUCAUGUUUGGUGUCACUAUGUAUGUCAACAACUGCCCCAAGAACUCUGUUUCUUGCAUAGCCACGUUUUUAGGGAGGUUCUCCUUCCAGCCUUUUAAGGAGAACCCUCUUCUCGGGCCGUCAUCGUCUGCGUUGCAGAAGAUGGGUGCUUUGGAUGUGAAGAAGGUGGUUGAUGAUCACCAGGGGUGGCUUCUCAUCACUUGCAAUUGGCUACAUGGUGGACUUUUUCAUUUGUUGGCCAACAUGCUGAGUCUUUUGGUUAUUGGAUAUCGGCUAGAGCAAGAAUUUGGCUUUGUGCGGAUUGGGUUACUAUAUGUUAUAUCUGGACUUGGAGGGAGUCUGUUGUCUUCACUUUUCAUCCAGUCAAACAUCUCUGUUGGUGCUUCUGGUGCGCUUUUUGGAUUACUAGGAGCCAUGCUUUCUGAACUUAUUACUAACUGGACAAUAUAUACUAGUAAGCUUGGAGCACUUUUCACCCUCCUAAUCAUCAUAGCGAUCAAUUUGGCAGUGGGAAUUCUCCCACAUGUGGACAACUUUGCUCACAUUGGAGGAUUCCUUUCGGGAUUCUUUCUUGGGUUUGUGUUUCUUAUCCGCCCUCAGUUUGGAUGGGUUAACCAAAGAUAUGUUCCUCCAGAGUUCAGAACAUCUGAAGUUACAUCUAAGUUCAAGACCUAUCAAUGCAUCUUCUGGAUCCUUUCUCUGGUUAUUUUAAUAGUUGGAUUCACUGUUGGCCUGGUUAUGCUUCUUCGAGGAGUUGAUGCAAAUGAACACUGUUCGUGGUGUCAUUAUUUGUCUUGCAUCCCAACAUCAAAAUGGAGCUGCCGGUCAGAACCUGCCUACUGCUCGUCAACCCAGACAGGUGACCAGCUCUUUUUAAUAUGCUCAAGCAAUGGAAAGAACGGCACAUAUACGUAUCCAAAUGCAAGCAGUUCUCAGCUCCAGGGCUUAUGUUCUCAGCUUUGCAGUUGAUUUAUGAAGAACAUGGGCAUAAAUUAAGUUUGCAUCACUGAUCAGAUGUAUAAAUUGAAUUUCACAUGCAGGUUCUUCUGAGACUAGUUACCAUACGCUUGUUAUUACUUGUAUUUAUUACAGUGUAAUCUUCAUUCUUGAUCGUAAUCUUUGUUCAUUUGGUUUGUUCUGUU